Drosophila obscura is the source of this 988-nucleotide messenger RNA. RefSeq names its product cuticle protein 7 (gene Cpr30B). Bases 301 to 777 code for a protein of 158 amino acids. The record is from RefSeq and is a predicted model, not a curated record. Lineage: Eukaryota; Metazoa; Arthropoda; Insecta; Diptera; Drosophilidae. The transcript has 2 exons. Gene Ontology annotation, cellular component: extracellular matrix.
CAUGUUUCAUGUUUAAUUAUAAUUUUUUUUCGGGGCUCACUUAAUGAGCGCUUGGAGCACUUGGAGACGCGUGCCACACCACACCACAGCACAGCAACCAUUUUGGGUGGAUUGCCACAUCGAGGUUGGAGUUGGAGUCGAACUGGAUGGCUGGUGUGCUGGUGUAAUGAGCGGCGGAGUAUAAAACCACCCGAGGACUCGGCAGAUUAAUUACUUCGAUUCCGAUCUCCGUCGAGUGCAUUACACCACAUUAACCACAGAGUUCUCGUCUCAGAACCCCGCAGACCACCAAAACACCAAAUGAUGGGAAAAGUGAGCUUUCUGUUCUGCGCGUGCCUGGCUCUGACGCUGGCACUGAGCGGCGCCCUCGAACUGCAGCCGGAGCUGGAUAGCGGACCAGUGGCCUACGAGUUCCACUGGUCGGUCAACGAUCCCCACACCGGGGACAUCAAGAGCCAGAAGGAGGUGCGCAAGGACGACAAAGUGGAGGGCGUCUACGAGCUGAUCGACUCCGAUGGCUAUCGUCGCAUUGUGCAGUACAAGGCGGACGACCACAACGGCUUCGAGGCGAUCGUCCACAGGGAGCCCACCGACAUUAAGAUUCCCUUGCCCGAGGCACCCAAAAAGCUGAUCGCUGCCAAGCUCGUGGCUGCACCGCUCGUGGCUGCACCGCUCGUCCACUACGCCGCUCCCAAGGCGCUCAUCAGGCAGGAGCAGGCGCUGUCGCCAGGUAACUAUGUCUCUGUGUCCGGACCCACAGCGCAGUACAAGUACUGAAGGCCAGGCCCCCACGACUGACCACACCACAGAGCAACAUAGCAACAUAGCACCUCUCCAUGAGCCCAUAAGGACAGCCACUGCACACGUCAUAAUUAAAUUAUAUAUACGCCAUACGCCACUAUCCUGUACCCUAGUACAUACAUACAUACCUAUGCCCAUGCCAUACAUCAGUCUACAUAUAAAGAUGCAUCACAUUCAAUCUGUUCGC